Molecule: messenger RNA, 708 nt
Organism: Aspergillus fumigatus Af293
Lineage: Eukaryota; Fungi; Ascomycota; Eurotiomycetes; Eurotiales; Aspergillaceae
Gene: wsc2
Product: putative WSC domain protein
Source: RefSeq, a predicted model, not a curated record
AUGUCUCGAAAGAUCCUCCAUCUCGCAUUCCUCUCGCUUAUAUCGCUGACACCCCAUGUCCUCGCAUCCAAGGAUUCAUCAGCUUGCUACAACAGCCCCGGAGACUUGACCCUGGCCGAAUCCUCUGAGUUCAUGUCCCGCGGCAUGUGUGAGGCCAAGUGCGAGAAGAACGCCGUCCUUGCCGUCCAGGGAACUGACUGCUACUGCGGCAGCAGUAUCCCCUCGUCAUCCGCCAAGGUGUCGGACGACAAAUGCGAUACCCUGUGUCCAGGAUAUGCAGUUGACUACUGUGGCGGGUCCAAAACCUGGACUAUCAUGUAUGACACUCGUCUCCUCAAGGAGGACAGCGACGAUUCCACUUCGACCUCGCUGACGGUCAACCCGACCCUUGUGGCCACCAUCACGAAGGACAGCGCCAAUCCCACAGCCACCAUCCCAGCUGAAAUCCUGACAGCACCCUCGGCCACCUUCACGAAGCACCCUGGCGUCGCGCAGGACAUGCCCUCCGUCAAUGUGACCUCGUCUGCUGCUGCUGCUGCGUCAAAGUCGGCAGGCACUUCUUCUGCCUCUGCAUCGGCCUCAUCCAGCACGCCGUCAGCGUCACCCUCCGGUAGCGCUGGGUCGGGUGCAAGUUUGAGUCGCUCGGUGGGGGCCGCUGGGCCAAUUAUAGGGGCGGUUUUCAUUCCAUUGGUUAUGUCUUGGUUCUAA